CCACUACAAAGAAUUUAUCUCACCAACCUGGUGGAAGCUCCGCUACUUAGGACUUGUGAUUGCCAGUAAGAAAACCAUGAAAAGCAGUGGAUCCCCUCAGCCUCCGGCCUAUGACAACCAGCAAGAGACCAGAGAGUUUAUGGUUCUCCCGUCACAACCACAGUCCACAGUGGUGAAUAUUCAGCCCUCUGAGGAGCCCCAAAAAGAUCACCUGGUGUGGUCCAUUUUCAAUCUUGUCUACUGCAACUUCUGCUGCUUGGGAUUGCUCGCUCUUCUGUUUUCUGUCAAGUCCCGGGAUCGGAAGCAGUUCAGAGACACGAGUGGGGCCAAGCAUUACGCCACCACAUCCCGAUCUCUCAACAUCGCCACCACUGUCCUUAGCAUCCUCUGUUUUCUCAUCUUCAUCAUCCUUUAUUUUGUCGGAAUCUUCGCAAUACGCCACUAGGCGCCGGCCCACCACUUCUCCACAACAGAUCCAAUGCAAUGGAGAAGAUGCUUGAUGAUCAUCAUGGGACUGGUCUAUAUUAAACCGUAUAAUUUCACUAUAAGCAGAGUUCAUCAGUGAUUCCAUUCACACUAUUCACUCUCUGCCAUUCUUGUUCUUCUCAGGCAGUAGUUUCCCACCUUGCCGAUAUUGUUUUAGUUCUGCUUAGUGCACCCCUCACACAAUGUCCAACUUACAUUAUUAUCACAGGGCCCAUGUUGUUCCUUUAUAUGAAUAUUUUAAUGGCAACUAUAUAAUUACAUGUAUUCCCAUUUCUUUUUAUAGCUUUUCCCAUCCUGCCAAAGAUAUAAUCUUGCCCACUAGCAGCACUACAUUUAAAUGUCCAACCAUAGUUAAUAUCCCUAUGUUAGGUUAGUCUGCUCUUUAUGGGGAGUGUUUUACCUUGCUAUAAGAUGUGCCAUGUUAUAAAAUAUUCAAUAAAAUGUUGCUUAGUU
Messenger RNA from Xenopus tropicalis (tropical clawed frog), 939 nucleotides. RefSeq names its product interferon induced transmembrane protein 1 (gene ifitm1). Gene Ontology annotation, cellular component: membrane. Lineage: Eukaryota; Metazoa; Chordata; Amphibia; Anura; Pipidae. The record is from RefSeq and is marked provisional.